Messenger RNA from Anthostomella pinea, 630 nucleotides. The record is from the annotation of a GenBank genome assembly. Lineage: Eukaryota; Fungi; Ascomycota; Sordariomycetes; Xylariales; Xylariaceae.
AUGUUCUUCAGCAAGAUGUUCACGGGUCUUCUCUUCCUGGUUGCCAUUGGCGCCGCACUUCCUAUCCAGAUGCCCCGCACUGGUGUCCUGAGUGAUGUCGUUACCCAGGAGAACUCCACCACCGUCCACGGAGGCAUCCAUGCCAUGACUCCGGGCGCUGAGGGAGCCAAGGGAUUGAUCUCGUCGGACCUUCACCAGAGCAACGUCACCGUCAAUACCACUCUGCUCGAACCGAGAAAGGGUGGUAAAGGAGGGAGCUCCGUCAAAGGACCACCAGGAGGAGCCGGAGGGAGCCUUGCAUCAGGAGGGUCAACAGUCAUCAUCGUCGGCGGCGGCGACGACGAGGCCCUGGCGCCAUUCUGGAUCGCUCUCAUCGUCAUCACGAGUCUCACUAUUGUCAUCUCCGUCACCAUUGGCAUCCUCAAUGCACGGACAGUUGCUCCGGUUUCCGCCGCCACGCUGAACAACACUGACAACGCCAACAACGGACCCGAGCAGCCAUCGGAGGUUUUCUCGAAUGUGGAUCUUGCCAUGACAGGCGGUCAGCCUUUCCUCGCAAAGAAUGCCGCCGAGGGUGAGCAGGCGAAAGCCGGCCAGAAGAAGAAGCGACACCUCUUCUUCUGCGUUUAA